AUGGCGGAACAGCAGCAGUUCUACAUCUUGCUGGGCAAUCUGAUGAGCCCGGACAACAACAUCAGAAAGCAGUCAGAGGAGACGUAUGAUUCGAUUCCAGGAGGAAACAAGAUCACAUUCUUGCUACAGGCCAUUCGAGAUGUGUCCGUCGCAGAAGAGGCUCGGCAGAUGGCUGCGGUGCUGUUGCGGAGGCUGCUGUCGUCGGCCUUUGAGGAGGUGUUCCCGGGGCUCACGCUGGAGAUGCAGAUGGCCGUGAAGACAGAGCUGCUCACGGCAAUCUCUCACGAAACCUCCCCAAACAUCCGCAAGAAAGUGUGUGACAUCGCCGCCGAGCUCUCCAGAAACCUCAUCGACGACGAUGGGAACAACCAAUGGCCCGAGGUUCUAAAGUUUCUCUUCGAUUCGGUCAAUUCUGACAACGCAAGUUUGAAAGAAGCCGCGCUGCACAUAUUCUGGAAUUUCCCUGGCAUAUUUGGUAACCAGCAGCAGCACUAUCUAGAUGUUAUCAAGAGAAUGCUGGUUCAGUGUAUGCAGGACCAAGCCAACCCACAGAUUCAGAUGCUGGCGUCUCGAGCUGCUGCGUCCUUUGUUUUGGCGAAUGAAGGAAACUCUGCGCUCCUCAAACAGUUCUCAGAUCUGCUGCCUGGAGUUCUACAAUCCGUGAAUGACUCGUGUUACCAAGGCGACGACUCUGUGCUGAAGUCGCUGGUAGAAAUCGCAGACACGGCUCCGAAAUACCUGCGACCGAACCUGGAGGCGACGCUGCAGCUCUGUCUCAAGCUCUGCGCUGACACAAACCUGUCCAACAUGCAGCGGCAGCUCUCCCUCGAGGUCAUCGUCACGUUAUCAGAGACCGCGGCCGCCAUGUUGAGGAAGCACCAGGCCCUCGUGGCUCAGAGCGUUCCCCAGAUGUUGACCAUGAUGGUGGAUUUGGAAGAGGACGAGGACUGGGCCCAGGCGGACGAGCUGGAGGACGAUGACUUUGACAGUAACGCGGUGGCUGGAGAGAGUGCUCUGGACAGAAUUGCCUGUGGCCUCUCGGAGGGAAGAUCAUCUUACCCAUUGAAACAGUCAGAUGCCAGCGUUCUUGCAGGACCUACUCGCCUCUGGCAGCCUCCCAGCAACCUCUUGUGUGCCGGUACGCAGCCUGUAACGCGAUUGGGGACAGAUGGCCACAGAUCUUCGCUUCCCACUUUGUCAGAAGAAGUUCCACGACAAGGUGAUCGUGGCUCUGCUGGAGACCACAUGAAGGACCAGGGGAACCCCAGAGUCCAGGCCCAUGCGCAGCCGCGCUCAUUAACUUCCAGAAGACUGCCCAAAGUCUCUGCUUGUCCCGUACCUGGACAGUCUGGUCCAGCAUCUGUGCGCCCAUCCAUGCAGGCCAAGCUACAGGAGCUGAUUCAAAAGGGCACGAAGCUGGUCCUGGAGCAAGUAGUGACGUCCAUCCGCCUCCGUGGCCGACACGGCGGAGGAGAAGUUUGUGCCGUAACUACGACCUCUUCAUGCCGUCGUCUCAAGAACAUUGUGGAGAACGCGGUUCAGAAGGAGCUGCGGCUGCUGCGCGGGAAGACCAUCGAGUGCAUCAGCCUCAGAUCGGGCUCGCUGGGGCAAAGAGAAGGCAGUGAUGCAGCUGGCUGCCUGAAAACACAGACAGACUUCAACGACCUCGAGGACGACGAUCCACAGACGUCCUACAUGAUCUCGGCCUGGGCUCGCAUGUGUAAGAUCCUGGGGAAGGAGUUCCAGCAGUACCUUCCUGUGGUGAUGGGGCCCCUCAUGAGAAUCCCCCGCCUCCAUCAAACCAGAGGUGGCGCUACUCCGACAGACAUGGAGAGCAUCUCUGAGGACGACGGUUGGGAGUUUGUGAACCUCGGAGAUCAGCAGAGCUUCGGAAUAAAGACGGCAGGGGCGGGAGGAGAAGGCCACGGCCUGCCAGAUGCUGUGGCGGCUGCAGAGUCCAUGCCGCUCCUGCUGGAGUGUGCUCAGGUGCGGGGCCCUCAGUAUCUCUCUGACAUGUGGAAGUUCAUGAGCGAGCCGCUGAUCAAAGCCAUCGGCACGGAGCCCGACUCGGACGUGUUGUCGGAGGUCAUGCACGCCUUCGCCAAGUGCAUGGAGCUGAUGGGUGACGGCUGUCUGGAGAAGGCCCAGUUCGAGGAGCUGGGGGGGAUCCUGAAGGCCAAGCUGGAGGAGCACUUCAAGAACCAGAGACUCAGACAAGACAAAAGAGAAGAUGAAGACUACGAUGAGCAGGUGGAGGAGACGUUACAAGACGAGGACGAGAACGACGUGUACAUUUUGACCAAAGUGUCGGACAUCCUGCACUCGGUCUUCAGCUCGCACAAAGAGAACGUCCUGCUGUGGUUUGAGCAGCUGAUGCCGCUGAUCGUGGAGCUGCUGAGAGCAGAGCGGCCCUGGGCGGACCGACAGUGGGGCUUGUGUAUCUUUGACGACGUGGUGGAGCACUGCAGCCCCUCCUCCUUCAGAUACGCAGACUUCUUCUUGGGGCCGAUGCUGCAGUCGCUCGUGGACCCGGUGGCCGAGGUGCGGCAGGCGGCUGCGUACGGUGUGGGCGUUAUGGCGCAGUAUGGUGGCGCCAACUACUGCAAGUUCUGUAAAGAGGCCAUCCCAAGGUUGGUCCAGGUAAUCCAGGCCCCGGACUCUCGCUCCAAAGAGAACGUGAACGCCACAGAGAACUGCAUCUCGGCUGUGGGCAAAGUGAUGCGCUUCCAGCCGGAGUGGGUCAGCGUAGGCGAGGUGCUCCCCCAUUGGCUGAGCUGGCUGCCACUCAAAGAAGACAAGGAGGAGGCAGUCCACACCUUCGACUUCCUCUGCGACCUCAUCGAAAGUAACAACCCAAUCGUCCUCGGUCCAGACAACGCAAACCUUCCCAAGAUCUUCCUCAUCAUUGCGGACGGCGUUGCAAGCGAAUCCAUCAAAUGUGAAGACUCGUGCAGCAAAAGACUGGCCAACGUCAUCCGGCAAGUUCAGGUUUCGGCCGGUUUAUGGACAACGUGCGUCUCUACAUUGAACGAGUCUCAACAGAAAGCCAUCCAGGACCUGCUCAACUCGGCCUAA
Knipowitschia caucasica is the source of this 3075-nucleotide messenger RNA. Lineage: Eukaryota; Metazoa; Chordata; Actinopteri; Gobiiformes; Gobiidae. The record is from the annotation of a GenBank genome assembly.